AUGGCCCCACAGGAUAAGGACAAACCAGCGAACGAACGAACUGGACUCCUCCGGCACCCUCUACCACAGAUAUUAAAGCACCAUAGUACCCCAGCAGGACAACCACUCACUCAGGGUCAAACCACACAACCAACGCUCAUAUCCCAUUCCAACCACCAUCUCACAAACGCUUAUCAUCUAGCUGGUCUAGUUAAUGAUCAGGGUGGGGAGUAUGAAAAGUAUAGGAAGUCUUCAGAGGAACUGAAACAACUGUCCAGUAAGGCACGACAAUUUUACGAGCGUCAGAACGAGAUCCUAGACUAUUUCCAGGAGAUAGAUUCUGUCCUAGACAGUUCGCGUCGACGGUCAAGCGCCGGAGUAACUCCAGAGCGCAGGAGAAGUGAGGGCUUAAUCGAACCCGACCUGGAAUCCGAUUCUCUGCUAGACCAUGACCAACGUCCCGGUGAACCAGUAGAAUGUGCACGUAAAUUGGAUCGCGAACGUAAAGAGAGUCUUAGCGUCAGACGGACAAUUAGUAUCAACUUUUUCAUCAAUUUCCUACUGCUGGCUGGAAAAAUCUUGGUAGCUUUGCUGUCAAACUCAAUAUCGCUAAUUGCCUCGUUGGUCGAUAGCGCCAUGGACUUCCUGUCAACUGCUAUCAUCUGGUGGACAAAUCGGAAAAUUGAUAGCAAAAGUUGGCAAUCAAUUUGGCAGUACCCUGCGGGGAAAAGACGGAUGGAGCCGAUGGGUGUAGUAGUGUUUUCGGUGUUUAUGAUCUCAUCAUUUGUUCAAGUCUUAGUGGAGUCGGUCGAGCGACUAUUUGCCGGGUCAAAAGCCGCCAUCAGUAUUCCAUUCACAUCGAUGAUCGUCAUGUGGGUUACCAUCCUCGUCAAGGGGGUCGUAUGGCUCUGGUGUCGCAGAAAGAAAAACACUAGUGUUAAAGCUUUGGCUCAGGACGCCGAAAACGAUUGUAUUUUGAACAUAUUUUCACUCUUGUUCCCUUAUAUUGGUCUCAAAUUUAACCUCCCCUGGUUAGAUGCGGUCGGAGGAUUAAUUCUAUCACUGUAUAUCAUUACCGAAUGGACGGGGACGCUGUUUGAUAACGUCAGGAAUCUCACCGGCCGUCGAGCCGAUCCAAUCCAACACCAACGAGUAGCAUACUUAGUCACUCGGUUCUCGCCAUUGAUCCAGGCAGUCCAGCACUGUCAUGUGUAUCAAGCUGGUGAUGAUUUGAUUGUUGAGACAGAUGUGAUUCUCUCGCCCGAAACCCCAUUGCCUGUUGCUCACGAUGUCGGUGAAUCGGUACAGUAUGCCCUAGAAUCACUAGACGGGAUUUCUCGCGCUUAUUGUCACGUGGACUUCAGUAGUAAUCCGAUGUCUGGUCAUUUCCAACGAUAA
Messenger RNA from Puccinia triticina, 1377 nucleotides. RefSeq lists its product as uncharacterized. The record is from RefSeq and is a predicted model, not a curated record. Lineage: Eukaryota; Fungi; Basidiomycota; Pucciniomycetes; Pucciniales; Pucciniaceae. Gene Ontology annotation, cellular component: membrane. The transcript is spliced from 11 exons. Gene Ontology annotation, molecular function: monoatomic cation transmembrane transporter activity. Gene Ontology annotation, biological process: monoatomic cation transport; transmembrane transport. The coding region runs from base 1 to 1377 and encodes 458 amino acids.